Molecule: messenger RNA, 1796 nt
Organism: Prunus mume (Japanese apricot)
Lineage: Eukaryota; Viridiplantae; Streptophyta; Magnoliopsida; Rosales; Rosaceae
Source: RefSeq, a predicted model, not a curated record
AACCUCAACACCUUCUUCAAUCCCAUAUCCUCUCUCUGAUCCAUCUCUCUCCGAUCUCUGAAAUCCUUGACUCUUACCCAACAUCCCAUUUGUCAAUUUCUUCAUCCUUCACCAUGCUCUGACCCUAAAACCCCUGAUUUCUAGACGACCCAGAACCCUAUUUUCUCAGAUUUCACAGCUCUGGUUCACGAUCUGGGGUGGUUUUGUGAGUGUUGUUUUGUGCAACGCGCGGGCUUAGGGGUUUCGAAGAGCAUACGAUAAUGCCUUCGGUGCCCAUUCAACUCCUGCUACGACCCUUGGUCCCUAACUUGACUUCCUUCCACGGCGGCUCUUGCUCUCAUCGUCUGAAACGUAUAGAAAAAAGCGAUCGGCGUGGUAAUCUUAGUUAACAUUAGGUUUUAAUAUCACGUUGGGUUGUUCUUUUUGUGGUUCUUGCUCAGCUUCCCAGACUCCCUGUUUGUUGGGUUUUUGGUGUUCUUCUCGUUUUGUGGUCUGCAAGAGGUUAGAUAAUUUUGUCAAGAAAUCUGAGGUUUAGGGAUUGGAGGAUCUGUAAGGCUUACAAAGUUUGGUAUUGGUUUAUAAGUUCUUGGUCUCAAGGUUAUUCUAGCUCUGAACAUUAUACGAGAAUCUGGUAUUGUAGAUGGACAUAAGCUCUCCGCGUGGUAAGUCGGUGUUGAAAAAUGUAGACAGCUUCCCAGGUUUGCAGCCCUCUGCGAACCAAGCACAAAGUCCUAAUAGUUCGCUUUCAGAUCGUUUGGUAAGUGACCUUGUAAAUGCUGUUGACGAGUCCUUGAAUAUCAAAGAUGUUGGAGAAGAGUCCUUGAAUAUCAAAGAUUUUGUUGAAGAGUCGUUGAAUCUCAAAGAUGUUAGGAAAGAGUACGUUGGUAUCAAAGAUGUUGGAGAAGUGGAACAUGCUUCUUCUAAUGAGGAAAUUAUUAGCGGCGUGGAGAAAAGAGACGCAUGCGAUGGUCCUAAAGCACAACAGGGAAAAAUCACUCAGACGUGCUUGAAUAAGUGUGUAACCUUUCCUAAUGCUAAUGGGGUGCUGCCUCGUAAUGCCUUCUCAGACAUGGCAGAGGAGGAACCCGAAACAGCCAUGCGGAUGCCUGCUCCUUCGAAGCUACUUUCUGCAAUGAAAGGCAGCCGGGAGAAAGAGGGGUUGUCACCCGGGAAACUUACUGUCACUUGGGCCCCUGAUGUGUAUGAUCCGCCUACUACAUCAAUGUCGCACACAGUUACAGGCAAGAAACAGCAGAAGUCAAAGAACAAGAAAAAUUGGAAGAGAGAUGGAAAGAAGGGGCAAAAGGGCAGCUCUUCUCGAGGAAAAGAGAAGAAGCAAUAUCGCAAAGGUGGGGCUUCCGAGAGGUCUCACAGAUAUCUGGAUUCCCGUGAGACAUUGGUUGGCACAAACAAUGAUUUUGGUGACCUUGUGGUUGGCAGCCCAGACCAACAUUCUUAUUGUGGGAGCUCCUUCUUGAAAAAUUCGCUCACAAGCAUGCAUUACCCAGUUGCAGAAGCCCUGUGAGCAACAUAUUUUGUUGCGAGCAUCACAUCCUACGCUGUGUACAUAAAUAAUUACUACAGUUCUGUUGGGGUUGGUGUUUGAGAAAACUUGGAACAAUAUGCUACUCUGUUUGUGUCUGUCGUCGAGCCAGUGUGGUGAUCCCUUUAUAUAUAAUGCGUGGUUUUCUUAUGUUCCUUUUGCAGCAGCAUUUUGUAAUUGCAUUUGGUGUAAUGGUGGCCUGACUUGUUAAUUUCCUGUUUCGAUAAAUUUAUGGGAUUCUUUGUUCUGUAUG